This is a messenger RNA of Cannabis sativa, 1327 nucleotides long. RefSeq names its product high mobility group B protein 7. Bases 267 to 854 code for a protein of 195 amino acids. NCBI's taxonomy places the organism in Eukaryota, Viridiplantae, Streptophyta, Magnoliopsida, Rosales, Cannabaceae. The record is from RefSeq and is a predicted model, not a curated record. The transcript is spliced from 7 exons.
GUCACAGCGGGAAUGUUUUUCGGUUGUCUUUUCAUUUUCACCUUAAGUAAGUAACUGGUUCCGCGCCAAACAUAAAAUGUGGCGCAAUUUAGCUCACCAAACUGAGUAUGAGUUAAAAUACGCCGCUUCUAAUCGAAUAAAGAUGUGACGUCGACCUACUGCGUAUAUUAGCGUUAGCGAGAGCCACUACUAGUAGUACAAGAAGAAGAAGAAGUAAUAUAAAAAAUUUGCAGACUUGGCCGAGUAAAGCUCCAAUCCAUCCUGUAAUGGCAGCUGCGCCAAGGACCCGCAAAAGGGUUCGAGCGAUUCCUCGUGCUUCUGAUGGGAGUGCCUUCCAAAAUUGCCAUGCGUGUGGCGUGUCAGUGGCGAUUGCUUUGGCAGAUAUGCAUGACUGUCAAACCACCCAGAAGGUGAAAAGGUUCAAAGGCAUAGGAGCGAACCCAAAUGUGAAAGAAGAGUUCUUCUGGGACCAACCCAGAUCGGCCUUUUGUUUUUUCAUGGAGGAGUUCAAGGAAAACAAUGAAAGUAAAGGUUCAAUUGAUUCAAUUGAGAUUGAUCGUAAAGGGUUUAAAACUUGGAAGAACAUGUCAAAGGAGGAGAGGCAACCAUACGUUCGUGAAGCUUGUUAUGUGGACUUUGUUCACGGGAAAGCUUUGCGUAAAGAAGCAUGUAUAAUGUCAAAGGGUGAUGCAUUCUAUGAAAGCUCUAAACACUCUGAUGAUUCUGAUGGUUGGCAUACUUAUAAGAGUGAAGAUGCGAAAGAUCAGGCAGCAGCUGAGUCGUCUGAGCCUGAUUGUUGGGAAGAUUGUUCAGGUUCAGGAUGGCACACUUGUGUGGUACUUUGCAUCGAUUAAUAUCUAUAAUAUAACUCUACAAAGCCAAUUUCUUUUACUGUUUAGUCUUUCUACUAUGAGUUGGCUGGUAUCAUUUGUUUUUAUUUAUUGUGCUUUUCAUUUGAUGAAACAGCCAACUGAAGAAUGAUCUAUUGACUCUCCCAUUCAAGUUUGAAGAACUUAUCUGAGGUUUCACUUUUGUUAGAAAGAUUUGGGUGAUGGGGCCAUAUCAAUUUGUGAAGAUGGGAAAUUGAGAUGGUGAUAGAAGGAACUUUAGCCAUCACCUAUUUUAUUCUCAAAAGGCAAGUCUUUUGGCUAUUGUACAGUAAGAGUAGGAGUUUGGAUUCUAAGAAUAGAUAGUUUGUUUCCUUUGUAGUGUCAUGAAAUGUAAUUAAUGUCCUUUAAAUUGCUAAAAAUGUUGAACAUGUUGUAAGGUUGACUUCUUAAUGUGGAAAUUUGUAUAGUUUAUGACAUUCCUCAAGUGUUUUGCCAAA